Entamoeba invadens IP1 is the source of this 654-nucleotide messenger RNA. RefSeq lists its product as hypothetical. The coding region runs from base 1 to 654 and encodes 217 amino acids. The record is from RefSeq and is a predicted model, not a curated record. The transcript has a single exon. NCBI's taxonomy places the organism in Eukaryota, Evosea, Mastigamoebida, Endamoebidae.
AUGGCUAUGACAUCAUUGACCCCCGAAGAAAUCCGCUUAUUGUUCAUAAAGAAGGAACGAGAUAUGCUAAUCUAUGGCUUUAACUAUUUGGACAUCUUAUCCAUAUACCACCCAAGGUAUUACAACACUGGUGUACUCCCAAAGGCAAUUGACUUGUACUUCUACCCUCACCCACAGAUGAGCGGAAAAGUCAUGAGCGACAAUCUCAUUCUCUCAUCUAAUCAAGAAGACGGAACUGCACAACACUUAAGGCAGGAAAAAGCAGAGGAAAAACAGGAAACAGAAAUCAAGGAAGACAGCCACUUGGGUACUGAAAAGACGGUACCACUCAGCGACUCAUCAAAGAGUUCUAUAUCAGUUCCACAUCAAGUGGAAACUGUGAAAGAAACACCAAUACAGGAAGCUGAAGAUGACGACGCAACGAUCACGGAAGACGAUGCUGACAUCAGGGCGCUACGAAAAAAACUUGCCAGAGAGCAGAAGAUGAAAGAGAAGAUGGGGAAGAAGCCACGGAACAUAAAAACAAGAAGAAAUGGGAAACCAAAAACAAUAGUGGACUCCGACGAGAUCACUAACGUUGAGGCGAAGAAGCGCGUUGUGUCGAAGGUCCGCACGCGUGCGUCGACAAAACGGAAAAAUUCCCUUGACGCCUGA